AUGGCUUCUUUCUUCGCAAACGUUCGCCAAGGACUGGCCGGCCGCUCCAGCAAAGGCCAGCAAGGCAAAGGCGGCUCUUCGUCACCAACGGCUUCAUACUCUGCUUCGCCAACUUCUCAGCACGCCCCAAACCAACCGCCUAUGCCUGGUUCGCCUGCUCUGUCGUCCAACAUGUCGUUCGAAGGCCCGCCAUCCGAGGGGUCCGUGCCAUCUGGCUCUCGCAGACCGCCUUUCUUUUUCCGCGAGGAGUACUCCAACUUGAUUGUCAAGGGUAAUUUCAUGACGCUGGCUGCAAAGCCCAAGCUUGUUGAGGAGGGCGAAUGGCUCGCUCAUCAAGUUGUCGAGCAGUACAGACUACUGGAGCAAAUGAUUGAAGUCAUUAAGGUAGUCGACGACCGGACAGGCAAACCCAUCUGUAACCCAGAUGUCUGUCCCACCAUGUCUGCCAGUGGUCACACAUAUACCUGGCUUGACAACAACAAAAAGCCCAUCAAGAUCCCCGCCAUCCAGUACAUCAACCUUGUACAAAAGUGGAUCGUGGGUAAGAUCAAUGACCCGAACAUCUUCCCUACAGACACCACCGCCAUCUCAAUUGGAACGACAACCUAUGCCUCUGGAUCCCUUACUCCCAACUCGACACCGCAGCCUCUGGGACCUACGUCCCUCAACCAGCCCGUAUCCCAGCUGGCCGGACGCGAGUGGCUCGGCAAGUCAUCUGGCUUCCCCGAAACCUUCGAGGGCGACAUCAAGAGUAUCUACCGCCAGAUGAUGCGGUGCUACGCCCACAUUUACCACGGCCACUGGCUGGAACCCUUCUGGAACGUGAGUGCAUACAAGGAACUCAAUACGUGCUUCAUCCACUUCAUCAACGUCGGCAAGCUGUUCAACCUCAUUGGCGACAAGGAGAUUGAGCCCAUGCAGCCGCUGGUCGACCUCUGGGCGGAGAAGGGGCUGCUUCCUCCGAUUACUGCUGCCAAGGAGAAUGCUCCACCUGCGUCUUGA
Bipolaris zeicola 26-R-13 is the source of this 1002-nucleotide messenger RNA. RefSeq lists its product as uncharacterized. Gene Ontology annotation, cellular component: cytoplasm; nucleus. Gene Ontology annotation, molecular function: protein kinase activator activity. NCBI's taxonomy places the organism in Eukaryota, Fungi, Ascomycota, Dothideomycetes, Pleosporales, Pleosporaceae. Gene Ontology annotation, biological process: positive regulation of protein phosphorylation; cell division; signal transduction. The record is from RefSeq and is a predicted model, not a curated record. The coding region runs from base 1 to 1002 and encodes 333 amino acids. The transcript has 3 exons.